Molecule: messenger RNA, 1650 nt
Organism: Desarmillaria tabescens
Lineage: Eukaryota; Fungi; Basidiomycota; Agaricomycetes; Agaricales; Physalacriaceae
Product: Sucraseferredoxin-like protein
Exons: 7
Coding region: 268-1425 (385 amino acids)
Source: RefSeq, a predicted model, not a curated record
CUGAAGAGAAAAAGGCGGUUGGGGAAGGGAAUGUCUAUCUUUAGUAAGGGUCCUUACAAAAGGAAGAAGCCGGGACCGGUUGCCGACCUACCCGCAUCUUAUCAGAUAAAGGACUCCCAUUUACCAGGAAACCCCCCCUAUCUCACCGGCUUGCAAGAAGAACAGAGGUAGGUUGUGUAAAAUACGGAAGAUAAGGGACACGAACGUCUCCUCCUAACCACCACCACGUCUUCGCCUAGCCGCUUUUCCUGGUCCUUACACGUCAUUAUGUUCGCCUUGCGCCGGGUCGCUGCACUUGUUCUCGGCCAGGACAAUUCACCCCAAGGCCUUCAUGCAGAACUCGAGGCAUCAGCAGUGCCAGUCACCAACGCUCAGUGCAGGUCCUGUCCAGAUCCUUGCAAUGAUGGGCACGAGGGGUACCCCAAAUUUGAUGUAGACAUGGAAUCGCAUAUGCUUGGAAGUGUGAAGCCAUACCGUCGGCAGCUCGUCAUCUCCACGGGGAAAACUGACUGGGACAGAGAAGUCACCGACACCAAGGGUUCUCUUGCUGCCUUUCUCUCACAGGUCGAACAUCGACGACUCCAUGUUGCACAUCCACGACGGCCAAGUGUAACCGCUGUAUCUCGUUCACCCCCGGCUGAUUCCAUUCUUCUUGAAGAAAAAGUUUGCAGCAUCGUUUCUCCCCAUAAUCCUCUACCACCACCACCACCACCACCACCUUCUCACAAUACCUCUGGCGUGUUCAACGCUACAGAUUCAAAGAGGGUAUCAAUCCUGAAUGGCAGCCAUAAUACACUGUGCCACGAUCCAGACUAUGAGACGAUUCUAGUUUUCCCCGAUUACAAAUUGGUGACGGAGGUUCCGCGAUCCGUUGAGGGUGCACAGAACCUAUGGGACACCUGUGUCGAUCCAGAACUUGGACGAGCGGGCGGGGUGCUUGAGAAGAGUCCAUUCAAUUCUUGGGUUAUACCCUAUGCGUGUGUGAUCCUCCUCUGCUCGCAUAAAAAACGUGACAAACGAUGCUCCAUCGCCGCGGCAAAACUCGAGCAUGCGUUUACACAGACCCUUGAAUCCAAAGAGUGGACUGUAGAUACCCAGCUGGAGCACCCUAUGGAAGAGCCGUUGGAGGAAUUCGUUGGAUCGCUAGAGGAGCAGGAGGAGAAUGUCACUCGACAUUUGCGGGAACUCCAAGGAAAGAAAAAAGCGUUGAUUAUACGCAAUUCACAUAUUGGGGGCCAUCGGUAUGCGGGGAAUUGUAUCAUUUACACUCCGCGAGGCACUGGUGUAUGGUAUGGUCGCGUGUCGACGCAUGAAGUUGAUUCGAUUGUGGCAAAUACGAUUGAGGACGGGUUGGUUCUGCCCAAGCUGCUCCGAGGGGGUGUGAAUAUCUCGCGGCCCGGUUGUAGCAACUUGCAUGAUUGGUGACCAGGACCGCCUGAGAUGGGGUAUUUAUUCAUUCGCUCGUUCGUUAUUGUAUUUUGCUUUCUCUUCGGUUUCUGAGUCGAUUGGUUGAUUAAUAUCUUGAAGUAGUCGUAUGUAAGAUCUUGUUAAUAUAAUACACGUUUAUAAGCUUUGUCAUGGUGGAGGGACCGGAAGGUUGAAGACUGAUUCCAAUAACGAUUAUCAUUGCACCCGCCCAAGUUGAAGCUG